CCUGGGCGGCUGCCCCAGCUCCCAGAGCUGGCGAUGCUGGUGCGGACCCGAGCUGCGCCUGCUCGCGCCCCGCGCUCCCCUUAGCCAUGUACGACCCCGAGCGCGGCUGGAGCCUGUCCUUCUCGGGCUGCGGCUUCCUGGGCUUCUACUACGUGGGCGCGACUCGCUGCCUGAGCGAGCGCGCUCCGCACCUCCUGCGCGACGCGCGCAUGUUCUUCGGCUGCUCGGCGGGGGCGCUGCAUGGGGUCACCUUCCUAGCCGGGGUCUCGAUUGACCAGGCUCUGCAGAUACUCAUGGACCUUGUCCGCAAGGCCAGGGCACGGAACAUAAGCACCCUCCACCCGUCCUUCAACCUGAGCAGGCACCUGCGGGAGGGGCUCCAGGAAAUCCUCCCGGACAACGUGCACCAGCUCAUCUCAGGCAAGAUCUGCAUCUCGCUCACCAGAGUGUCCGAUGGGGAGAACGUGCUGGUGUCCGACUUCAAAUCCAAAGAGGAAGUCGUGGAUGCUCUGCUGUGCUCUUGCUUCAUUCCUUUCUUGUGUGGCUUAAUCCCUCCGACCUUCAGGGGUGUGCGAUAUAUGGACGGAGGCGCCAGCAACAACCUACCGGUCCUGGACUCUCAAACGACCAUCACAGUGUCCCCGUACUACGGGGAGUGCGACAUCUGCCCAAAGAUCAAGUCCACCAAUUUCCUCCACGUGACCAUCACCAACCUCAGCCUCCGCCUGUGUUUGGGGAACCUCUACCUCCUCUCCAGAGCCUUCUUCCCCCCUGAUGUCAAGGUGAUGGGGGAAAUCUGCCUUCGGGGCUACCUGGAUGCACUCCGGUUCCUGGAGGAGAACAGCAUCUGCAGUAGGCUCCAGCCCUGCUUAACGCUCCCCAAAGAAGAGCUGGAGCCGGAGGUCACAGUGCCUGGCUGGGAAGACCCGGACUUGGGGAAGGCCGAGGACGAUGAGCUCCUGGACCACCUGCGCCUCAGUAUCCUGCCCUGGGACGAGCGCAUCCUGGAUGCCCUGUCGCCCCCACUCACUGCAGCCUUGAAGAAAGCAAUUAAAGACCGCGGUGGCUUCCUGAGCAGAGUCGGCAGCCUGCUGCCCGUCAGGAUCCUGUCCUUCGUGAUGCUGCCCUGCACGCUGCCAGUGGAGUCCACGAUCGCUGCCGUCCACAGACUGGUGAUGUGGCUCCCACACAUCCCUGAUGACGUCCAGUGGCUGCAGUGGUUGAUGUCUCAGGUCUAUGCCCGUGUGACGACGUGUCUGCUCCCCACUUCCAGGUCCCAGAUGUCAGGGAGCAGCCAGCGCGCUUCCAUUUGCACCCGGGAAGGUGGCUCUGCAGGAUCCUAGACCGCGGUUGGCCAGGAAGGGGCGCCCCAGCCUGGGUUCAGCCACCCCCUCCACUGGACAGCAUCUGUGGGGAGAGGGUAUCACCUUCCGUGCUUCCCCAGAAAGGGAUUUUGGGGUCACCUGAGGAGGCCUCUAGGGAACCCUUCCUGAGGGGCUGCACCUUCUCAUUGUGGUGCAGCUCUCGGUGAGCCCAGGGCCCCGCCUCUUUGCUAAAUUUAUUCCUUAUGCAAAGGCGACGUCUUUGUUGUGGGCAGCUGGGAAUCUGCUCGUGCAGCCCUAAUAUUCAAGCAUCUGUUGGCUCUCCUGGUUGGGCAGUGUCACCAGGAAGCCCGGCACGGGGCUCUGACGGCCGACUGCGUCUCACAGCCUGCUCAUGGCGGCCCCAGUGCCCAGGACAGCGGGGCCCAUGAGCCCUGCGCUCACUCAGGCAGCCAGCAGAAAAGGGGACUGGGUGUGGUCAUCCCCACCGAGGCCCCUCCUGUCCUUGGCCUUAAGAUGACAACUUAUCUAUGUCCCCAGCACCCCUCUGAUCUAGCUAAAAUACUUCCUAAGUUUUUUUAAAACCACGUAAGGGAAUGGCUGGUGAAGUGUGAAAUUUCACAAAUUCAUGAGAUCUUUGAAGAGCACAAAGAUGAAACCUAAGAGGAGGGUAGUGGCAGGCACCCUGGCCCAACCCGGGCAGGAGCCAAAUAGCAUAAAUAACUCCCCUUCUUUCUCUCUGCCAGAGUCAUUGCCGGCUUCCAAUCGGGUUCUUUUCUGUCCGCGUCUCCCCGUCCCGUGGUCCCCCACUCUGCCAGCCUUAAUGGAACCACACGCUUGAGGCGGGGACCCCCCCUUCUUCUCAGGUGCAGGAACACAUUUGAGUGCAGCCACAAAAAACGACCCGCUCAGAUUCCUUCACGCUGGCAGAGAGUUAAACACACACGGGCUAUGCCAGCAAGCAAAGCCCAGCUGCAGGUGCCGUCACACACUUCUUAGCAUGAGCCCUGGAAGAGAGGAUGUGGCCCGCCCGAGAUCCUCGCGACAGUGGGCUUGAACCCAGCCCCUGAGACUUGCUUCAUAAGUGAGGGAGGGGCCAAGGCGAGGGGCACUCUCCCCACCACCUGUGCCAGACCUGGGCCCUGGCUGUGGCCGUAGGAGAGCGGGCAUGGGCUGGCAGAGGCCUCUUCCAACAUCCAUGUGACCAGCCCUUGCCCUUUGCCAAGUUUCCCCCAGCGCUUGUGAGAGCCGCUGAGGGGCGGGCCCCUCGCACUGGCAGACCUAGCCUGGCCUGAGCACUAUUUAAGUUGGAACUCGGUCGCAUACACUGGCUUUGGAUUAUCAGAAAAGGCUCCCAGGGCCAACCAGAUUUCAUGCUUGUUUCUACACACUUUUUCCUUUUUUUCCCCCCACGCUUUUAUUAUAUCUAGUAUUUAUUUUCUCUUAAAUAACAGGCUAGAACCCACAGCCUUUGAACUAAGCUACAUCCCCAACUCUACUUUUAUUUAUUCUGAGCUGAGAUCUCACUAAAUUGCCUACACUGGGCUC
Octodon degus (degu) is the source of this 2870-nucleotide messenger RNA. RefSeq names its product patatin like phospholipase domain containing 3 (gene Pnpla3). Gene Ontology annotation, molecular function: triacylglycerol lipase activity. Bases 87 to 1343 code for a protein of 418 amino acids. Gene Ontology annotation, cellular component: lipid droplet; membrane; cytoplasm. The transcript is spliced from 9 exons. Lineage: Eukaryota; Metazoa; Chordata; Mammalia; Rodentia; Octodontidae. The record is from RefSeq and is a predicted model, not a curated record. Gene Ontology annotation, biological process: triglyceride catabolic process; lipid homeostasis.